CCAGCCAGAGGAUUAACCGUUCUUCGCUCGGUUACAGAGCAUGCCAAAGUUACUCUUAGUGUUCCAUACCAGAACUACACACCGAAGGUGUGCCUGGAUCUUUGAGAAAAUAAAAGACCGUAGUUUGGGUCGUAUCACGUGGUGCGGACCCUUGCGCGUUUCGCUCGUCGUUAUACUUCGUGAGUGUUGGAAAUUUUGUGGCUCUUACAUCAAGCUUAACCCCCAGCCCACCUCUCUUGGUAUACACACCAUCCAUGGGCUUAAUCAUCAACAAACGAAACAACUUUACAGCCACGCACAAAAAGAGUCUCAGCAAGCUCACCACGACGGACAGCAAUCAUCGCACAAAGUGGAACGACGUCACCACCGAGCUCUUUCUCUCUCUUAUCAUCAAGCACAAGCUCAUUCAGGAAGUUUCCCCGUUGAAACGUGGAGAAAAAUGGACGUUGGUCUUGGCUGAUUUUGCGCUGGUUGUGACCCACAAACUUCCAUAUGAACCAUUUCCGCUAUCCAAGCAGACGGCUGCGUCACGCUUGGAGCGCUUGCUCUGGAUGUUGCCUCCGCUUGAGCGCGCCCGCGACCCGCCACGUUACUUCCGGUGCUUGCAGAUGGUUGCGGGCUUGCACAAAAGAGUGGGUGCGUAUAAGGUGUUUGUCAAGGGCUAUAAAGGUACCGAGGUGCCGUCGUUCCAGAGCUGGCUGGAUGGAGCGUCUCCGCGGUACAAGGUGCCAUUGCAGGGCACCUUCCGCGUACCAAAGAAUCUGCCAAUGGGAAAGGUACGAAUUACGCGAGCAGCUUUCAUGAAAUAAGAACUAUAGAGAGGGAUAAUCCUUAGAUCCAACAAAGGUCAGGGAGAUGCUGAAUUACAGGCUAUGGAAUUAACAGAGCGUAAAGGAUCUACUGUGGUACCUGAUUGAUCGUCCCAACCGUACCUUGGUACAUUUUCCGACGGAUACCGUUUAAGGAAUUUAGUCGGGUAAAAAUAGGUCGUUGAUCUAUAUUUUUUUAUGGACACUGCGGACUUCGCUGCUAAAACGCCAGUCAAGUUUGUUACCCGUUGGACCAGCGAUGUAUAAGCUCCAUGGGAGAAUUCUCUGUGUAUUGGAGUGACCUGUUUCUAGAGAGGGCUAUAAGGCUCUUCGUAGACAUUUUGCGGAGUUUAGGAUUUGCUGUGCUUGUCCUGGAAGCACCAUCCAUACGGCUAGAAUCAUUUUGAACUAGACAGGUU
Babjeviella inositovora NRRL Y-12698 is the source of this 1228-nucleotide messenger RNA. RefSeq lists its product as uncharacterized. The record is from RefSeq and is a predicted model, not a curated record. NCBI's taxonomy places the organism in Eukaryota, Fungi, Ascomycota, Pichiomycetes, Serinales. Bases 255 to 809 code for a protein of 184 amino acids. The transcript has a single exon.